AUGAAUUUUUAUUCAGAAUUCAAACACAACAUGAGAUUAGCUAAAGCUGAUCAAGAAUUCAAAAAAAAGUCUAAUGAAUCACUAAUCAAAGCAUUAGAAGAGAAUAAAUUUGCUUGUUUUACACUUAAAGCUGAAAAGUUUGAUAUGGCAUUAAAACAUUUCGAAGGCUCAUUAUAAACAAUUUAAGAACAACUUUAAAGUAUUUUCAUUAACUAAAAUAAGUAUAAAGUACAAAUAUUUUAAUGAACAUUGCCAAUUGUUAUGCCUAAUAAAAAUAACAUUAAAAAGCCGUAGAAUAUUACAAAUAGGUGAUCACUCUAUCUCCUUAUUAUGAUGAAUCUUAGAAAAUUCCUAUUCUUCACUUUUGUCCAAAAAUAAAUUCAUUUGAAGCAUUUGUUGAUGCUCAUACUAAUCUUGCAUGUUUAUUAACAAAUUUAGAUAAACCAGAUGAAGCAUAUGAAUAUUGUUUAAAGGCAAUAUAACUUUAACCUAAUAACUUUGAAGCUUAAAUUAAUUUUGGUGAUUUGUUAAGAUAACUUGGAAGAUAAAAAGAGGCUAUUGAUCAUACUUGGAAAUAAAUAGUUUAAAUUACUGGUUAAGGUUAUUAAGAACCUUAAAAGAUAGAUGUCAAAACUACACCUGUAUAAAAAAAUGAAUUGGUUAAUGUUAUUUGUAUGAAAUGGGGUACUAAAUAUGGUCCAGAUUAUGUUAAUAAAUUAUAUAAUGGAUUUAAACGAUAUUGUACUAGAUAGUUUAAUUUUAUCUGUGUUACUGAUAAUCCUGAUAACUUGUAACCUGAAAUAAUAACCAGAGAAUUAAAAUAAGGUUGGACUGGUUGGUGGGGUAAAGCAACUUUAUUUAUGGAUUAUUAUGAUUACCCUCCUGGAAAAUUAUUUUUUAUUGAUCUUGAUAUGAUUUUAACUGGAAAUGUUGAUGAAAUCAUGGAUUAUAAUGGUGCAUUUGGAAUUCUCAAAACUGAUGAAAUUGCAUGUGAAAAAUAAAAUAAAAAUGGAUAUAAUAGCAGCAUUGUUAUUUGGAAUAAUAGAUAUAUUUUUAAAAGAAUUUUUACUGAAUUAGAUGCUAAUUGGAAAAAUAUAUAAAAAUUUAUUGUUAGAUUUGAUUUCUGA
This is a messenger RNA of Paramecium sonneborni, 1127 nucleotides long. The record is from the annotation of a GenBank genome assembly. NCBI's taxonomy places the organism in Eukaryota, Ciliophora, Oligohymenophorea, Peniculida, Parameciidae.